AUGGCCAGCUAUCUACCUCUACUGCUCUCGUCGGUGUCUUCGCAGCACAUUCCCAACGACGACACGAGCCUCUCGACCCAGGCCCGGGGCCAGGUCGAUUAUCUUAGUCACGAAUGGAACGAGGAGGAUGUCGCACGUUCGUGGCGGAACAUGACGCGCCAGAAGAACGAGAUUGCGAACGGGCCCCGCCUGGAGAACGCAAGUUGGCGGACGUGGUGGAAGCAGAGGAAUAAACUCAAGACCAUCUCGCCAGAGACGCUCAACUGGCUCAAGGACUCUGAUGUCACUUGGCUCUACGGUCCCCUGCACACCGCCAUCGACUGGUCACCUCCGCCGAGGCCUCAGGCCGACCCGACGUCGGUCGAUAAGGAAGAUCGCAGGGCAGAGGAUCGCCUCCAUCUUGCCGUCGGGCUCGGCGUAAAGCCUAUUCUCAAACACCGCACCAUCGGCGAGCUUUUGACCAGUGCACUGCCCACUUCUCAUGACGACUACACGGCAAACUUCGACGAUGGGUUCAUCGAGGACGCCGCUGACCGGCCGCCGAUAAUCCAGACACGGAGCGACUCGAACGUUAUCAAGUGGCACCGCGACCAGAAUAACCCCAUUCGCAAACAGUCGCCGCCGCGGAUCGUAGCCGAGGCUUCGCAGGAGCCUUCUGCCACGCCUUCGCCGCAACUCGAGCACCCUCCUGGCUUGCCGCACUCAAACUCUAGUGACUCGGCCAACGGGAGCAGCACUGACCUCGCGGCGCGUGCGAACAAGCGUCACAUCACGUUCAACACGUUCGUCGAGCAAUGCAUCGCGAUCGACUCGCCGCCCAAUACGCAGAAGAAGAAGCCCAGUCCGGAUGGCCGAUGGGCGCAGUAUGAAGACUACGACCACGAUGACGGUUACGACGAGGACAGCGAGGCUGGCUUCAAUGACCUUGAUGACGGCACGAUGUUUUCCGAUCAUGACACGGACGACGAGGACGAGGGACAGCUUGAGAUACAGACUGCCGCCGGCCGGGCCCGUACCGCUGCGCAGGUGUACAUUCACCAGCCGCCGCCAUACCCGCACCACCGUGUGACCGCCCCGACAUUCAAGCCGAAGCCGAAGAAGCGCACCAGCAGCACGUCUACUACGCGUGAAGACCACGUCACCAUUGCACCUAUCGCGCCGACCAUGCUCAAGACGACCGGUGUAGGCAAUCAUUACCUCGGCGUCGACGACCAGAACAACCUCGUCUACAUGCCGCCGAUGCACACGCCCGGCUCGGGUCACAACAGCCCCGCGCGCGUUCUCAGCUCAGAAGACGUCUACCGCCACCGAGAGGCGCGAUGGGCAGUCAACGGCAACCACGCCGGCUCAUCUUCUUCCACGUCUUCUAGCCGCAGCCCGCAUCGUCCUCUCGUAGCAUCGCCGCCAAGCGACUCGGAUGACCUCACCGAUCUGCCCACCGCUAUCGCACAGGCGUCUCCGAUGCCUUACGGUCCUCCAUCGCCCGGCGCCGGCUUGCUUCUCAAGCCCGGUGCACUACCGAACGGUGAUGAGGAUGACGUGGCCGCGCCGUCCGUUCGUAACGGGGAUUACUUCGGCGUCGCUGCUGCUACCGCACAGCCGAUCUUUAGGCAUGACAGCCACGAAGACCUCGUCGACAUCGAUGUUCAGGAGGUCGAGACAUACCAGCCGCCAAGUGAGGAUGAUACGCCUCCCACUCAGGCGCGAUCACCGCCCAGGCCGACGCUCAACGUUCAGCAGCCGUCGGUAUCGGUCGUCGUUGACGAGCCGUCGCCCCGUGUGGGGCGGGAGAGGAGUAGGAGUCGCAGUCGUUCGCGGAGUCACAGCCGCACGCCUAGUCCAGCCGACCUCGCGCUCGAGCAAGCCAGGAGAGAGAACAAGAGUUCUGCACCGGUAUCCAUUCCGCGGCGCGCGAGUAGCCAGGAGGCGCUCCUGUCGCCCGACCGCGCAGGCGCACCGAUCGCCAGGAGUUACUCCAUGGACGGUGUCGGAUCGGGUUCCGAGCGCGGGCGUGCGAGAGAUAAGAGCGUGUUGAGUGACCGCGAGAGGAGCGCGAGUCGGACGCCUGGGACGGGCAGCCCGUUCGGUAGCGUUUCUCCUACGGGUAUCGCGGGUCCCGCUGCGUAUUCUGGCGGAGGGAGGAAACGCGUUCGUGAGGAGGGCGAGAGCUCGAAUGGGCGUGGGAGGCGGCGCGCGGGGAGCAGCGAUAGCCUGAACAGCGCGACUUCGUCGCAGGCUGCUUCGAGUGUCAGCCCCGUUGGCCGCAGUCCUGGUCCUGGUGCUUCGGGUGAUAUGAGGAGCCUCGAUGCGGGCGUCGAGGAGAGCAGGAGAGGGAGUGUACCUGCGCCUGUGAAGGUUCCGCCUACGAUCGGAGAGGAGGACGAGGCUUGCUCCGCGAGUGGCAGCAGGGUCGCGACGCCGAGGGCGGGAGAGGUUACUCCCACGCCGUUCAACUCUCCGAUGAAGGCUGUGGAGCUACCGAGCGUUGCGAGCAGGUUGCAGGCGAGUCCUCCGACGAGCCCAAUCAAGGAGGUGCCGACGAGUUCGGCAGCGCCGGCGACCGCACCCGCACCCGCGACUGUGGCGACGAACCCGCCUGCGCCUGCAUCCUCUGCAGCGGCGGUGCCGUCGACUGCGAAGAGCACAAGUCCAAAGCGCAUGUACCCGACGCCAGCGAGCCCAACGACCGCGACGUUCACACAGCCCGCGAAACGCGAGCGCACCGCGAGCGGCGAGUCCGUACAGUCCGGGAGCGAGUCGGAGACGCCGUCCAGUCCCACACUCGUUGGGCGCGCGGCAAGCGCUGCGAAGGGGUUAUUGGGAAGUAUCUGGUAG
Molecule: messenger RNA, 2835 nt
Organism: Peniophora sp. CBMAI 1063
Lineage: Eukaryota; Fungi; Basidiomycota; Agaricomycetes; Russulales; Peniophoraceae
Source: the annotation of a GenBank genome assembly